AUGAAUGAUGAAAAGUGCAUAAAAGAGAAAUCAUCGAAAAUUGAAAAGUUAAAAAAAAAAAAAGGACCUAAAAUAAAUAAUAAUAAUCAAAGUAAAAAUGGAAAUUAUGAAAAUAAUGAAAGUAAUGAAAAUUUAUGCUUUUCGAAAUAUUAUGAAGAAAAUAAAACAACUAAUUCUUCUUAUGAUUUAAUGAAUGUAAUAAAUAUUAAUAAAAUUAAUGAAGACAUUAUGAAAAAUAAUUACUUAUGUAAUAGAACCUUUCAGGGUGCAUAUUCCUUUUCAGAAGAAGAUUGUAAUUUAAAUGUUAAUAUAAAUCGAAGUUUACACGGGAAUCAAAUGCAAAUUAAAAAUCAUGAGAAUAUAUGUAAUAAUGAUGAAACUAGUUAUAGUUCUAACUUUAAUUCAUCUUUAAUAAAGUUAAUUAAUAUGAAUUGCAACUCAUUUUUAGACACAAAUAAUUAUAACAAAUCCAUUAAUAAACAAGCAUCGCAUGAUGAAACUAAAUCUAAUAUUGAGGAUUUAAAUGUCUGUGUUAAUGAGAAGUAUGAUAAAAAAAAGGAUACAAAAAUCAAAGAUAAAAGUAAAACUAGUAUAGAAAAUCCAAAUGAUUAUAAUGAAAUGAAUAAUACAUUAGAUAAUUCUUGUUUUAUGAAUAAAUUAAAAAUGUUUCAAGAAGCCACUUAUAAAUCAAGAGAAAAGAGCAUAAUUAAUAAUUUUAAUGAUAAUAAGAAUACCUAUGACAAAUGUGUAUUUGAAAAACCAUUAAGGAAAAAAAAGAAAAGAAAUUCAGAAGACAAAAAAAGAAAUGAAUCUAAUAAUGUAAAUAAUUCUAAUAAAAAUACUAACAAAAUUUUUUAUAAUAUAAAUAUUAAUAAUCUAAAUAAUAAGAAUUGUAUGAAUAUUCCCACUUGUGAUAUUGAAAAUUUUUCAAAGAAAAAUGAAAAUCUUCUAAAUGAUAACAUAACAAAGAACAUUUUAGAAAAUAUGAAUUAUUUAUGUUCUUUGAAUACAUGUGUAGAUAAAAAUAAUGGUAAAGCAAGGAUACUUAAUAAAAAAAGCAAUGUAGAUUACGUGAAAAAUAUUAUUCGUGAUAUUAAUAAAUUACAUAAGGUACAUAAUAACAGUAAUAAUGAUAAUAACAUAAAUUUAAAAAAUAACAACGAUAAUAUGGAUCAGCUAUCAUCAAUUAAGGAAAAUAAUAGUUAUAUUAACCUUUUAAAUAUAAAUAAAUAUGGUGAAGAAAAUUCUAUGAAAUGUUUAUAUAAUUCAGAUAAUUUAUACUUAUGUAGUUCUAAAAUAAAUAAUAAUAGUAAUAAUUGUAAUACAAGUUUAAAAGAAGACUCUGUAUUAUAUCAAAAUAAUGAUAACAUUUUAAGUAAUCAGGGGAAAAAUGAGAAUAACGCAAAAAAUGAUAUUUUUGUUUUACCUUUAAAAAAUAAUAUUGAUAUUAGCGAAAAAUAUGUUCAAAAUAUAAAUAUAGUAUCUUCAUCAAACAAUAUUUCUGAAAAAAUUUUAAAUAAUGAUGAAUAUAAGAAAAAUAAUUCCUCAAUGAAUGAAUAUGAAUAUUAUAAAUGUUCAUUUAAAAAUUAUGAAGAUAAUAACAUUGACUUAAGUAAAUCCCAAAUUAAUAAGGGAAAAAGUUUUAAUUUAAAUCAAAACAAUUAUAAUAACGAAAAUAAGAACAGUAACAGUAAUAAUAAUAUUAAUAUGAAUAACUGCAUAAAUAAUUACAUUAAUGAUAUUGGUUAUGAAAUAAAUGAUAAUAAGAAAUUACGUAAUAUAGAAAAUGAUCCUUGUUUGAACUCUUGCAAAGUAAUUAAUCAGAAUAAGAAGAAAAAUUUAAUUAAUAUUAUUAAUGAAAAUAACUCAGAAAUAAAUAAUAGUGAAAAUAAAGUUUGUAUUAUAAAAAAAAAAGUGUCAAAACAUAAUAAUGAAACGAAAAAAAGUAAUGAUAUAUAUAAAGAUGAUAAUUCUAAUUAUUCUAAUGAAAAAAUAGCAUAUAAAGAUAUUUAUAACAAUGAAAAUCUUACAAAUUGUUUCAUUAAUAAUUAUUCCAGUUAUAAAACCCCUGUUAAAAAAAAAGGAAAUGAAAAUCAAGAUAAUUCAUUAGACAAUGUUACUUCAGUCAAUGAAAUAAUUACUAACAUAUGUGAAAUUUUACAAAAUAAUACUACUGAUAAUAAAAUUAAUAAAAAACUUGAAAAUUCUCCAUCACCUAAAUUAAUGAAUAUAAAUUAUCAUGACAAAAAUAACAAUAUAAAUAAGAAUGAAAAUAAAAAUCUCAAGAAUUAUAUGGAUUCUAUAGAUAAUAAAAAUUAUCAUUUAUUAUAUAAUAAAGAUAAUGAUAAAUACAAUUAUAUGAACAACAAUGAAAAAAAUGAUAAUGAAAUAUUUAAUACAUUAGAAAAACAAAAUACAGAUAAACUAAAAAGUAAUGAUACUUUACUUCUUCUAAAGAAUUUAUCGCAUAACGAUAAGUUUUCAUGCCUGAAAAAUAUUCAAGAAGAACAAUUUGAUUAUUUAAAACGAAAUGGAGAAAUUUUAAAAAAUAGUAAUUUUUUUUCUGACACACAAAUAGAAACAAAUAUAGAUGAUCCUUCAUUAUAUUCGAAGAAAAAAAAUCAGUCAAUAAAUUUUCAAAUUGAAGAAACAUUUAAUUAUGAAAUUGACAAAACUGAAAAUGAAGAAAUAAAAGAAAAUGAAAAAGUUAAAAGAGAAAAAAGUUUUAAUCAAUAUGAAAAAAGUGAAGAUGAUAAUGAACAUAAAAGAAAUAAGGAUAUAUGCAAUAAGGUUAGUCAUUGUAUAGAAUCGAAAAAGGGAAAGAGAGAUUGUAUUAAUGAAAAUUAUCAAAAAACAAAAGAAAAUGAUAAUGGUGAAAUGUAUGAAGAAGGAUAUGAAGAAGAAGAUGAGGAAGAUAAUAAGGAAGAAAAAGAAAAUUUUGAGAAAGAGGAAGAAUUUGUAGAAGGAUAUUUUGAAGAUAUUAAGAACUCUAUUGAAGAAAAGAGAAAUGUUAAGAGAAAGCUAAAUAAUAAGGAAUGUAAAGGAAAAAAUCAGAAAAAGAUGAUGAAUAAUACUAAAAAAAAUUCAUCGAAAAAUAAUUGUGAACUUCAUAAACAUAAAAAAAAUGUGCAUGAUAAUUUUUCAAAAAAUAAAAAUCAUAUAUAUAUUGACCAUUAUAAUGAUAUAAGUAAAACUAUUUUUAAUUUAAAUAAUCCUAAUAUUGAUGAUUUUACAAAAAAUAAAUUACUUGAAAUGAUAAAAAAACCAUUUUUUUCUGAUAAUGGAAAAAUGCACAUUUAUUAUGAAAAGGAAAGAAAGCAAAUGCAAAAUGGAAAAGAUAUGAAGUAUAUUAAAAAAGUAACGAAAAAUGGAAAUGAAAAUUUGAACAAUUUAAAAAAAAAUAAAAAUAUUUUAAAAAAUUAUAUUAGCUUUUUUAAUCGUGAUAAAGAAUUAAAAAAAGAAAAUUCAAAGGAAUUUUUUGAGCAAAAUGAAAAUAUGCAGCACAUCAUGAAAAAAUAUCACGAAGAUAAUUUUUUUAAUAAUUCAGAUUAUAUUUAUAAAAAUCAGGGAUGCGAAGAACUGGGCAAUAAUCCACAUGAAGAUAAUGAAAAUAAUCCAAAUAAUAAAAGAUUAAGAGCAAAUAUAAAUUUAUCAAGCGAAAAAAAAACAAAGGAAAAGAUUGGAAAUCAGGAAAGUAGUAAUGAAGAUUUUGAUAAAUAUAAUAAUAAUGAUAUAAAAAGUAUAGAGAAAAAGAAAAAUAAUAAUGAAAGAGAAAAUUUUCCCAUGAAUACAACAAAAGAUAGGUCUAAAAGAAAUAGAAUAAAAAUAAAUAAUAACGAAGAUAAUGAGGAAAGAAGGAAAAGUAUUAAAAUGGAAAAUGAAGGUGAUAGAAGGAUAAAUGAAAAUAACGAAAAUUUAAAUACAAAUAAAUCAGGUAAAGAAAUUUUAUAUAAUGAUAAUGAUAUAUGUACACAAAAAUUUUCAAAAAAUGAAAUAUUUAAUAAUACACAAUUAAAGGAUGAUGAUAGUAAUAAAAAAGAAAAUGCCAUAUUUGUAAAUGAAAAACAGAAUUUUCCUACCUACUUACAAAAAUCAAAAUAUCAAAAAAAUUAUUCAGAAAAUGAAGAAGAAAAAUUGAAUAUUGAAGGUGAGGAUGAUGAGGAUAGUAAUGAUUACAUAGCUAGUAGUAUCAAAAAGUAUGAUUCUGAUGAUAUAUGUAAUAAAAAUUUUCAUAAAAAGGUAAGCAAAGAAAAAAAACAGAAAAUGUAUUUGUGUGAUAUAAUGAAAAGUGAUGAUUUAAAAAAAAUUAAUGAUAAUUAUUUUAAAUUACAUUCUAAUUUAGCAAGUAACUUAUUAAGUACAAGCACUAGUAGCAGUUAUAGCAAUGAUAAUGUAAAAGUAAGUUUAAGUAAUUACGAAAUGAGAAAAUUAUCUUCCAAUUCAUGCAUAAAUAAAAUUUUUCUGGAAGAUGAAUUGCAUAAUAAUUUAGGUAUGAACUUUUUAUUAAAUAAAAAUUGUAGUUUGUAUGAUAAUAAUAAAAAAAAUGUGGAAGGAAAAACUUCAGUAAGUAUAGAUAAUAAUUCUACAAGUAAUGAGACAAAUAUAAAUGAAAAUAAUAAUGGUAAUGGCAUUAGUGGUGAAGAAUGUAUAAUAAAAAAUAAGUCCUUUUUAAGCGAAAUGCAAAAAAAUGUUAUCAAAGAAAUUCAAAUAGAAAAUAAAUUUACACACAAUUUAGUUCUAAAUAAUAAAUAUGUAAAUGAGGAAUGUGUCAUGAACGACAAUAAAAUAAUUGAAAAAAGGGAAGUGAAAGACAAAUUAAAAAAUGAUGAAAUAUUAAAAAAAUCAGAAAAUCCAUUUUAUCUUAAGUUAAAUGAGAAUAAUGAUUUAAUACAACAUAUGAAAAAUGACAAUUUAUGUUGUAAUAAGGAUAUUUUAUGUAAAAAUAUAAGUAAAAAAAAUAGUCAAACACUCAAAGGCUAUGAUACACUAAAGAUGAAUGCAAAUAAAUAUUAUACUAGCAACUCACAAUUAAAAGGAAGAAUGCUAUUUAAAAGCAAAAGUUAUAGUGAUAAUGAUAAUUUUUUAAGCCUUCAUAUGAAAAGAAAGAUGUCGUCAUAUUCUGAUUAUAAAGAAUUUGAUACAUUACAUUUAAAAAAAUAUAAAUUACUUAAAAAUAAUUAUACAAAAGAAAAAGAAUUUUUAUUAAAUAGGACGAAUAGCUUAAAUAUAAAUUUAAAUAAAGUAGGAGAUGACAUACUAAAACAUGAUAUUCAAAAUAGUUGUGAUAAUAAUAAUAAUAUUAUAAAGGAAAAGAAAUUGAGACAUCAAGUCACUAAUAACAACAAAUUACAAGAGGAAUCAUUUAAUACUCAAACAAAGAAUUUGUGCAAAGAAUUAAAUGAAAAUGAUACAAUUAUAAAAGACAAAGAUGAUAAUAUAGAAAAUAAAAAAGAAGAAACUAAUGAAACUUGUAACGUAGUAGAAUUAACAGUAAAAAAUGAAAUAGAUAAAAAGGUAUGUACAUUAGUAAAUUGUCCAACACAUAAUCCCCAAAACUAUACAAAAAGUAUGGCGAAAAAAAAUGAUUCACAGGGAGAUUCAGUAAUAUUAAAAGAAGAAAAUGAUGAAUUAAAAAGAAUACCAGGUGUAUAUUAUGAUAAAAAUUCUCAAAGAUGGUUUGGUGAGCAUAAAAUUAACGGUGUUAAGUGUGCUCAAAGUUUUGCAGUAAAAAAGCAUGGAUGUGAGGAAGCAAAAAGACUAGCAAUUGAAUGGAAAAAAGCAAGAAUAAGAGGAGAAGUUUGGGAUAGAUUUAUAAAUAAAAAAAAAAAAAAUAAUAAUAAUAAUUGUUUAAAAGCAUCUAAAUCCAAUAGACCUUCUGUAGAAGAAUUAAGAAUGAAAUAUUUAUCUAUGAGCAAAAAUAUGCCUAAGGUACGAGGAGUUUGGUUUAAUUCUACUCCUCAAAGAAUGGGAUGGGUUGGCCAAGCUUAUAAAAAAUGCAAAAGAAUUGAAAGAAUUUUUUCCGUUAAUAAAUAUGGUUUUGAAGGUGCAAGAAAAUUAGCUAUUGCUUUUCGAAAUUCUCAAAAACCAUCUAAUGAAGAUAGUGAUGAAGAUAGUUGGUCUAAAGAUGACAAAAUAAAUGUGAAGAAUAAUGAAGAUAAUUUAAAUAACUAUGAAUAUAAGAGUAAUUUUUUUAGUUCUAUAAAUAAUAUUAAGAAUAAUAAUAAAAUUGAAAGUAAAGAUAUAAGAAUUAAUUUAUGUAGAGAUGCCAUAUUAUUUAUUUUACAGGAUUUGGAAACUAUAUUAGAACUAAAUAUACCUUUAUUAAAUAAAAAUGUAAAUGUAUAUAAAAUAUGUAUAAAACAUCAUUUAAAUUAUUUAACAUUAAUAAAGAGUGAGGAACAGAUUAUUCCAUAUUUAACGGUAUUUGGCGAUUAUAUACAAAGAUGUAUUUUGCCAACUGAUCUCCCAUAUGCUGAGUUAUAUGUUUUAAUUGAUUCAUUAAUUCAUAAUGAAAUAUUACCAUCAUUUGAUCAUAAGCAAAAUUUUUGUGAAUAUUCAGCAACAGAAGAUCCUGGAAUAAUAACACCAUCCAUGUUAUUAUAA
Molecule: messenger RNA, 6603 nt
Organism: Plasmodium gallinaceum
Lineage: Eukaryota; Apicomplexa; Aconoidasida; Haemosporida; Plasmodiidae
Gene: ApiAP2
Product: transcription factor with AP2 domain(s), putative
Exons: 1
Coding region: 1-6603 (2200 amino acids)
Biological process (GO): regulation of DNA-templated transcription
Molecular function (GO): DNA-binding transcription factor activity
Source: RefSeq, a predicted model, not a curated record